AUGACGCGUUUCCUCUUCUUUCAGCACGUACUUUACUUCUGUGCACUAAUCUUUGUCGCUACAUGCGAAGAAAAGAAAAAAGUUGACGAAACUCCUGCAGUUGAUGCUAAAGCUGACGCUUCUCAGGCUGAGAAAAAACAAGAUAAACGAGGAAUUUAUUCUUUUGGGGAUUAUCAUGGAUCUGAAAGCCAUCAUGGAUGGCAUCAUGCUCCUAUUGAAGAAGAAAAAACCUUAACUGUCGUUAAAAAAAUCCCCGUCCCAUAUCCUGUUGUUGAUGUCAAACACGUUGAACAUGUGAAACACGUGCCUGUUCCCGUUAAAGUUCAUGUCCCAAAACCUUAUCCAGUUGUCAAAACAGUGCAUUAUCCGGUUAAGGAAGUAGUUAAAGUACCUGUUCAUGUUCCAAAACCAUACGCUGUCGAAAAGAAAGUUCAUUAUCCUGUGCAUGUACCUGUUGAACGUCCCGUUGCCGUAAAAGUUCCAGUUAAGGUUCCUGUGCCUGUUGUAAAGAAUGUCAAAGUUGAGCAUGUUGUUCACGUCCCAAAGCCUUAUCCAGUUGAGAAGGUUGUUCCAUAUGAAGUCAAAGUACCCGUUCAUGUCGACAAACCAUAUCCAGUUGAAAAAGUUGUCCAUUAUCCUGUCAAAGUUCCCGUUGAUCGUCCAGUCCCUGUUCAUGUUGAAAAGCCCGUUCCUGUGCAUGUUGACAAACCUGUUCCUUAUGAAGUUAUCAAGAAUGUUCCUGUAGCAGUUCAUGUGCCUGUUGAUCGUCCUGUACCUGUUCAUGUCGACAAACCUGUUCCAUACAAAGUUACUGUUCCCGUUCCUGCUCCAUUCCCCGUUACAAAGGAAGUUCCUGUUCCCGUAAGUUAUAUGAACGUUAUGUAUUUACCAAGCAAUUGGGAAGAGACAUCACAAGGAUAUGGUUAUCUUAAUGCAGCAUCAUCUAACAACCAAAAUCAUCUAACACCAUUAAUUCAAUACAAUAGCAAUAGUUAUAAUUUUGACUUUAAUCGCUUAAGACCUAAUUCAGCAGUUGAGAAACAUGUUCCAUACCCUGUUAAAGUUCCCGUUGAAAAACCCGUACCCAUUGUCUUAGAUAAACACACUCCCCAUGUUCAAACGAAGCACAAACCAUACAAAGUACCUGAAUUCAUUCAAACACAUCACGAAGAAUCCCAUAGCGGUGCGGAAGAAGAAAGCUAUGGAGGACAUGAUUUCAGUUCAUCUGGAUCUUCAGGCGAAGGAUUAUCCGGCGGAUAUGAAAGCCAUGGAUGGCGUUAA
This is a messenger RNA of Culicoides brevitarsis, 1281 nucleotides long. Its product is annotated as titin-like. The transcript is spliced from 5 exons. The coding region runs from base 1 to 1281 and encodes 426 amino acids. Lineage: Eukaryota; Metazoa; Arthropoda; Insecta; Diptera; Ceratopogonidae. The record is from RefSeq and is a predicted model, not a curated record.